This is a messenger RNA of Aedes albopictus (Asian tiger mosquito), 1928 nucleotides long. RefSeq lists its product as uncharacterized. The record is from RefSeq and is a predicted model, not a curated record. NCBI's taxonomy places the organism in Eukaryota, Metazoa, Arthropoda, Insecta, Diptera, Culicidae. Bases 57 to 1037 code for a protein of 326 amino acids. The transcript is spliced from 3 exons.
CAAACUCUUCUAUCUGAGCCGGAUGAGCCACAAUUCUCUUUCAAUUCAUCAAUCUUAUGCUAUGUUUUCCUAAUCAUAGUUGGCUUAGAUUUAUUCUUAAAGCAGAAAUUGUCAAGAUGGCGACACCGAAGCCGGGAACAUCUAAAUCAAACAUUUCCAGAGCCAAUGCUUCGCAAAUUACCGAACCGUCCGAUCAUUCUCUUGAUACGGAGUUCCACUAUUAUUGCGCUCUCUUACAUGAACUGAUCCCGAACCUUCGCAACCCCGACGAGCAGGAGCACGCCAACCGAUGGCUGACGAAGCUAGUGGAACCGUCCCUGAACGUGCGCAAUCUGCGCGACAAGCGAAACCGCUUUCUGAUGAUGCUUUGCAUAUGUCUGUUGAGUGGACACAUUCAGGCUCCGUUCAAUGCGGCACCGGUUACCAAGCUGCCGGAAGUAUCGUCGAUCAAGAGACCAACGUUCGCACCUCCGGCGUGGCACGUGAGUGCUGCCGAGUGGAAAGACCACUUGUUGCUGCUGUCGGAAUUGUACAAGAAGUUGAAGAUACCGGCCAUCCGGAAGUGCCAAUCUCAUGUUAAACAGUGUACCGGCGGUAAAGAUGCUAGAUCUACAUUCCUGGACAAGCAAUUCGAAUUCUUCCUGUAUCUCACCAAGUACUACAUGCACUCGUUAACUUCUUACCCUGAGCUACGGAUUGCCUGCAAGUGGAUCGAAGUUCUGUCGCAAAUCGAUAGAAACUGCUGUGCUCGAGCCAAGGGCAUCCGUAACGAUCAUCUGCUGGUGUUGAUGAGUUACCUCUUGCAGCAUCAGUUGAUGGGACCAUUUCGCAGACUACCGACCCAUCCACUGGAACCACUUAUGGAAACCGCCCGGAAGGUAGCCAAAAACAAACCCAUGAAUCGUAGCGAUGGAUUGGGAAUCAAUUCAGGUGACGAUUUUCUGAGUCAAUUCCCGAUUCCGGAGGAGGGAGCCUAUGCCUUUAUUUCACUUACUUCGGAUCUCUUUGAAAAAGCCGGGUUGUUAAUAAAUUCUUAGUUGUCAUAAGAUGUGAUUUAUUUCCAAAAAAGACCUACACAAAAAUCUCGCAAUACAUAUAUUCAAUUGGACCAACACAAAAAGUACGUAUCGAGCAACAGCUUUCUCUGAGAAUUCCGUGGUACGGCUUAUCCUAAAAGUACAGCGUUAAAUGCCCGCAUUUUAGCAUGCAUGAACCCCAACUCCCGUUUCGGGUUAAUUUAGGCCAGGGCAGCCUUCAGGUUGUCGCCCAGCUUGGUCAUGAACUCGAAUGUUUCCAUGUAGUCAGCCCGCGUGACGUUGGCCAUACCCUUGAUGCAGAUAGCCAAAUCCUUGGUCAUGUUACCGGAUUCGAUCGUGUCAAUGCAAACCUUCUCCAGCGUUUCGGCGAACUUCUUCAGCUCGGCGUUGUUGUCCAGCUUGGCACGAUGCAGCAGACCACGGGUCCAGGCAAAGAUCGACGCAAUCGGGUUGGUCGAAGUUUCCUUGCCCUGUUGAUACUGACGGUAGUGGCGGGUGACGGUUCCAUGGGCGGCUUCGGCUUCAACAGUCUUGCCAUCCGGACAGACCAGAACCGAAGUCAUCAGACCCAGCGAUCCAAAACCUUGAGCAACGGUAUCGGACUGGACAUCUCCGUCGUAGUUCUUGCAAGCCCAUACGAAACCACCUUCGGCCUUCAUGCAGUAGGCAACCAUAUCGUCGAUGAGACGAUGCUCAUACCAGAUUCCUGCAGCUUCAAACUGGGCCUUGUAGUCCUUGUCGUAGAUUUCCUGGAAGAUGUCCUUGAAUCGGCCAUCGUAUUUCUUCAGGAUGGUGUUCUUGGUGCUGAGGUAUAGUGGGAACUUGCGGUCCAGUGCGACCUUGAACGAGGAAUGAGCAAAGUCCUUAAUCGAAUCAUCCAGGUUAUACAUA